UUUUAGAAUACAUUGAAAUAUCAUGAAUAUACUUUUAGCAUCGUUGUAGAAGCUAUCGUUAGUGUAUCUAAGCGUAUUUUGAAAAACUUUUGAAUAAUUAAUAGGAAGGAAAAUGUCAGUUCAUAGUGAUCAAUUAAAAGUGUUUUACUUCGGUUUACAUAAAACGACCAACUACUUUUCAUUAUUGGUUAUUUCUAUUCAAGAGGGGUUUAAGUGAAGAACUUCUCAAAUCGACGUACAAGGAUCUGUCCGCAGCGAAAUGGUAAUUUGAGUCAGGACAUUGAACUUGACGGGUGAAGAUGUGGUAAUGUGAUCUUGAGAGUGAACGACUCAUGUAAUGGCGGUGUUGACCGCAACAAGACUAAGAUCUGACCACCAUUGGUCAAUCAUGAAGCAUCUCGGAAACUCCAAGCGACGUCCAAAAGUGCAUUGGACAAUGUAGUAAAUAUCUUGGGAAAAUCUUACCAAAACGACUCAAGCGACUCAAUUUGUAGGACUGUCCAAUGCCUUCUGUCUCGCAAUCUUUUUUUCACCACUAAUCUCAAGGCCUGCAACUUCGUCACUUUCGAUCAAAAGAACUGCCGCUACCGUUAUUUCAUCUUUACCUAGACUUUUUAGCGGUUCCUAUGAAAACCUUAUCCAAGUCAGUCCGUGCAUACCAAUACUUAUUCAAUGCCAAGUUGCAAAAUUGCGGCAUUUGAAUCGAAAAUUAGUGUACAUAAACCUAACAUGAUUGGCGACUUCUGAAUGAGAGUCCGGACAAUGGUCUCGCUAGAAAAUCGAGAGUCAAGAUUCUCUUUACAUCUCCGUUUUUUUCCCCUCCACCGUUCGUUAUUCUGGGAAGGAAUCUUUUGGCAUGCUCCAGCCAAACUUUUUCCUGGCUUGAAUCGUGGUUUGGCCGUGCUCGCCAAGAUCAGCGAGGCAUUUCACCUCACUUUCAAAUGACGAUCCACGACAUAUGCUUAACGGCAUUGCAACUCGAACUGGAGUAGUGCAAGGAGGCUCCUUUGAACAAUGAAGGUGGCUCAUCAUCAUCAAAGGUGUUUCAUGUCAAAAAUCAUCAUUGAAGGAUAAAGUGAGCAUGACGCCAUGAAAUUUGACCGUCAUGAGAGGUGACAAAGUCAUGUGAGACAAGUGCAACAUGGAAGCCCACAACCUAAGCACGGGCUUCCUUCUGUCCCGCAUUUUGGGUGAUAACCGAUACAAUAUCACAGAGUUCGGGUUAUCCAGACCGAAACCUUGGGCCGAUAGUAGUGGUGAGACUAUCGAGAACCUCUCUAAUAUCAUUCCUCAAGCAUUGGUGCAACAACGGAACGAUUCGGCCGUUUCAGAAAGUGUCGGAGAACCUCGUUUGAUUAAAGUGUCGGAUAGUGCAUGGUCGAUAGUGAAGUCCAUCGGGAAACCCAUUGGUAAUCUCAUUUCGUUCUUGACGUCAUCCGGCGAAGAAGAUCAAGAAUCAGAGAGAAGCUCUGAGGACACACAGGAUCGUUUUGAAAAUCUCAAAAACCACGGCAGGUUCAAGCCCCGCCGAGGUAAAAAGAAGCGGCGAUGGAAAAUCCGAUACUAUCAUGAAUACCCCAGAGUGCCCCCUAAAGUUCAUUUCCGAAGGCCGUGGCGUGGCCGACCUAAAAGUUACUUGAUCCAAGACGACGAGAUGUUACCCUCAUCCUCAGAUCAAGAUAUCGUGAGAAGCACCGUGAAAACGAUCCCGAACUACAUUCGGAAUCGGCUUCGACCUCAACCUCUCUCCAAGAACUACAUGACCGCUCAAGAGUACGAUUGGCAUAAAAAAUGGGCAAAUCUGAACUAUUUAGAAUACAUACCUCCAAAACAGUCUCACAAGGACAACAACGAGCUUCAGUACGAGGAUUACGACGAUCCGGGAUACUUUGACCGUGGUCGCGAGAAUUGCGACGAUUAUGAGAUCUGUCAUGACGAAACUGUCGUCGAAAUCGGCGGGCCCAACGGCAAUAAAACGGAUCUUCUCGUCAAGUUUGUUCCCGUCUUUCCUGACAGCACUAAACCCUUGCCAUAUUACAAGUCCGUGUUUCUUCACAAAGACAAAGAUGUGUCCAAAAUAGACGAAGGCCUCGACUCCAUUGCCUUGGGAAGUGACCUCAUUGAGGAAGUGAGAAAUGUGGAGCCUUCCACUCAACAGGAGCUCUCAGAGACACGAGUGCAAUACAGCUCAAAUCGGCCCAAGAGACGCCGCCGUAAACCGAGGCCGGUGAGAGUCCGUCCAUAUCGAAGAGUACAGCGACCCUCAUAUUCACCUCCGACUUAUAGAAGGCGCAGGCCAAGACCCAUCAUUAUCAAGCAUUACGCCAAUAGGAGAGUUGGCACGGCCGUAUCUCCAGGAGUAUUGGCAGCCUUGCCACUAGUCCUCAUAAGCGGCCUUGCCAUCGGAUUCCUGGCCCCGAAUGUGUUCAAUGUCUCCUUGAGCUCGAUCACCAGUGGCACGUCUUCUUCUACGAAUUCCUCAUUGGGUACCAUAGACCUCUUAAACCAGUUCAACAUUGGCGGACCCAACGUGACCAAUAAUAUCUUCAACAACAACACAAAUGGCGCCAGCAAUGUUAAUAAUGACAACGACACUAUAACCAAUGUCAACAUGCCGCGAUACUUUGACAACGGUCCGCAAUUCGCCGACACGUCGUGGUUGGGAUUCGUGGAAGCGGUGGGUCGAUCCCUGUUCUCCAUUCUGGGCACGUCCCCAGGGACAUUUCCUCAUGAUCUAGUCCAAUCCGCUCAACAGGUCACGUUCCCCGAGGUCGUGGGUUCAAUGACAAAUUUGGGGCGGCGCCUGGCGUGCUCAUUGAAGUCUCCUAGGGCGUGCCAGGGUUUGGUGAUAUGUGAACAAAUUCAAGACAAUAAUAAUAUGUAUGGCUCCAACUUGCUUGUGAAAGCAGGCGAAUAUCUUGUUGUGGGCGCAUCAUGGUGGGAUGAGAUCGAUCCUGCCCUGCAAACUAUGACCAAUAUGGCUUAUAUCGCGGCUAGGGAAGACUGUUACCAAGAAUUUAAAGAUUGCAAUGAGACAAUGAUCACAGAGUGCUCCGAAAUCUUUUAGAAUAUAAAUGGGAUUUUUUUUUCGACAAAGAAAGAAGCAAGGUGUUGUUCGUUAAAUCAAUGCGUUUGGCGGACCGACAGACCGAGAGUCCCAUAAUGGGAAUUCAAACAUUUCAAAGGAAGUUCUAUUGAUUGACACAUUGCUUCAAUUGAUACCAAAAGUCGCCCCGAGACCUCCAACGGUGCUGAAGAGAGUUGGUCUGAAUCUUAAGUGAUGCCAACCAUCUCCGUAUUUCGGAAAUCUGCUCCAGAGUAUUUCGAUUACUCGAAGAGGCCAAUGACCUGGUCAAAAGAAGGGUUUAAAGAGGGAGAGAGGAGAAAGAUGCGAUUACAAACUCAGAUAAAUAUUUGUUGUCUCUAUCAUCGCUUUGUUCCUUGAUCCUUCUAUUAGGAGCUAGCAUCCUUCCUCCUUUGUCUCAACUGGAUUCCAAUCAGAUUUUCAAACUCCAGAGGAUCUCUGAACGAUUCCCCCCCAAUGAACCCAAAACCUGCCCCUCUCCACCCCAAUAUACCUGCCUAUUCGACAAUCCAGACACGAAGACGAGUCUGAAACAAAAGGUGGACAACUUAAAACACUCAGGGGGAGACAGGAAAUAAUCUUUAGUCGGAUUGGAAAGGAUACCACGGCGUCGAUUGGAGUUGGGACUCCUAGACGAGUUUUAAAUGUCUUAUUCGGGCCAGACGAGGUGCUCUUGAUGACGAUUUAAAUGCCAGGAGCUACAGGGGAGCAAAUCUAGACCAGGAGGUCGCCCUUUUAUUAAGCUACCAGCUUGGUCUAGACGCGGGGAUGUCUCUGGAUCGGAAGCAUUCGAAGCUAAAAAUGGUAGCAAUGGACUGAGCUGACCUGCGUAACGACCUGUGUCGGUGAGCUUUUAUCUCCUUGAGACUCUGACCGAUGUUGAUGGUUUGAGCAGCAAUGAGAUAAUACGCACCCAAGAGGACCACUGCAUACCACACAGAGAGCGGUCAGAGACCCCUCUGACGACAAAGGUGAAGAAAUUAGGAGCUUCAAGACAACUAAAGAGCAAUCUGGACGAUCGAAAAAAGAGCCCUGAGAGUAACAUCUGUCUC
Molecule: messenger RNA, 4137 nt
Organism: Tigriopus californicus
Lineage: Eukaryota; Metazoa; Arthropoda; Copepoda; Harpacticoida; Harpacticidae
Exons: 2
Coding region: 1142-3067 (641 amino acids)
Source: RefSeq, a predicted model, not a curated record